This is a messenger RNA of Loxodonta africana (African savanna elephant), 914 nucleotides long. It is a transcript of the gene TCF24, whose product is annotated as transcription factor 24. Bases 1 to 609 code for a protein of 202 amino acids. The record is from RefSeq and is a predicted model, not a curated record. The transcript is spliced from 2 exons. Gene Ontology annotation, biological process: regulation of transcription by RNA polymerase II; developmental process. NCBI's taxonomy places the organism in Eukaryota, Metazoa, Chordata, Mammalia, Proboscidea, Elephantidae. Gene Ontology annotation, molecular function: protein dimerization activity; RNA polymerase II transcription regulatory region sequence-specific DNA binding; DNA-binding transcription factor activity, RNA polymerase II-specific.
AUGGCGGCGGGGAUUCCGCGCGCAGGGAGAGUGAAAGGGUCUCAGCCGUCGCCGUGUCUGCCCGGCCGGCGUCCCGCCUCACCGCGCCCUCUGUCCUUUGCAGCGCGCGCGGCGCGGGAAGCCGCCAUGGAUGGGGACGGCCCCUUCAACGCCCGCGCCGAACCUACACCGCCGGCCGCCGCUGCCGCCGCAGGCGACUCGAGCCCGGGCGGGACGGGGUCUGGCGGCGGCGCGCGUCCGGGGGGCGGGCGGCCGGCGGCGGCGAACGCGGCGCGGGAGCGCAGCCGAGUGCAGACCCUGAGGCACGCCUUCCUGGAGCUGCAGCGCACGCUGCCGUCGGUGCCGCCCGACACCAAGCUGUCCAAGCUGGACGUGCUGCUUCUGGCCACCACCUACAUCGCGCACCUCACCCGGAGCCUGCAGGACGAUGCCGAGACGCCCGUGGACCCCGGGCUGGGCGCCCUUAGCGGCGACGGCUACCUGCACCCGGUCAAGAAAUGGCCCAUGCGAUCAAGAUUAUACAUUGGUGCUACUGGUCAGUUUCUGAAGCAUUCUGUCUCUGGAGAAAAAGCAAGUCAUGGCGAUACUUCAACUGACUCACAGCCUUAGACUCUCCUGGUGGGGGCUGGUAGGAAUGGUGGUGAUUGUUUUUACAUAGUAAUGAAGUAAUUCUAUAUUUAUUAUAUCAGACAUAACAUCAUUUCUCAAAGUUUAUAUGUGAAUGCAUAGUUGGAUGUUCAGAUUUGUCUGUCCAGUCUAAAUAAUUGUGGAAUGAAAUAUUCAGUCUUACAUAAAACGCAUAGCUUAUCCAAUAUGAGAAGUAGUCACCACUAUAUAUAGCAAAAUAAACUAUUGGGAAAAAAAGAGAUACACAAAAGCUUAGAAUUAUAUAUGUAUCCAAAGAAUUCAUAGAU